AUGGCAAACCCUAGUUCAUGUCUCUCCCACGAUUUGGUAGUAGAAAUCUUGUUGAGAUCGCUGGUGAAAUCUCUUUUGCGUUUCAAAUGUGUGUGCAAGUCAUGGCUCGCACUGAUUUCUGAUCCCCAAUUCGCUAAAUCCCAAUUCGACCUAGCCGCCGCUGUCACCCACCGUGUUCUUCUCAAACCAGAUGUUUCAGUUUCUGAAAUUCAAUCUGUGGAUGUAGAAGCAUCGCUUUAUGAUGAUUCUGCUGUCGUAAACCUCAGACUACCUCCAAGACCCGUUAGAGGCCCAAAGUUUCAGAUAUUUGGUUAUUGCAGAGGGUUUGUAUUUCUUGCACAUGAAGUGUUUCGUGAUAUUACUGUAUGGAACCCAUCAACUGGUGCUCACAUGCAAAUUCCAAUAUACCCUUCUGGAUUAUGGAAUUGUUUUCUACAUGGUUUCUCAUUGAAAACCAAUGUAUUCUCCAUCGUUCCUGAUGUUGAUUUUCUGGGUUUUUAUUGUACUAUCGGACAUGAUUUCAAACCUGGGGUAUUGUUCAAUGAGUCGCUUCAUUGGUGGCUUUACACUCCUCUUACACACGGAUUUGUAGUUGUUGCCUUUGAUUUGAUACAUAGAAGUGUAUUUGAGAUCCCUCUUUUGCCUGAUUUGGCGAUGUCAUUGGCAACACCAAGGCCAUAUCAUUUGAACAUAAUGGACGGAUACCCGUGUCUUUGUUACCAAGGUAUUUGUGGUAUGGAUGAAGUUUUUGAGAUCUGGAUCAUGAAAGAGUAUAAAGUGGCGUCUUCUUGGACUAAAUCUUUUGUUCUACCGUUUACAAGUAUUGCAUACAGCCAGUUUUUAUCCUCAUGCUACACUAGAUGUGGUGAUAUUUUUGGAUCAAGUGGCUAUGGCGGAGAACUAAUGAAAUUGAAUUUUAAUGAUGACAAGGCACACAUUGUUGAGUAUCGCUCUUGUUUGCCAUUCCAAGGUUUUGUACAACAUUUUCAUUUUUACCGGGAGAGUCUAUUACCUCUACCACUACAUUGUAACUUCGAUGAAGCAAAGUAUAAAGAGAGGUAUAACCCCAAGAAGAGAAACAAGAAAGUAAACAAGAAGAAUUUCUGA
This is a messenger RNA of Lotus japonicus, 1107 nucleotides long. Its product is annotated as F-box/kelch-repeat protein At3g06240-like. Gene Ontology annotation, molecular function: protein binding. Lineage: Eukaryota; Viridiplantae; Streptophyta; Magnoliopsida; Fabales; Fabaceae. The record is from RefSeq and is a predicted model, not a curated record. The coding region runs from base 1 to 1107 and encodes 368 amino acids. The transcript has 2 exons.